Vigna unguiculata (cowpea) is the source of this 4714-nucleotide messenger RNA. Its product is annotated as endo-1,4-beta-xylanase 1-like. NCBI's taxonomy places the organism in Eukaryota, Viridiplantae, Streptophyta, Magnoliopsida, Fabales, Fabaceae. Gene Ontology annotation, molecular function: hydrolase activity, hydrolyzing O-glycosyl compounds. The record is from RefSeq and is a predicted model, not a curated record. Gene Ontology annotation, biological process: carbohydrate metabolic process.
AAAUCUAUCUGCAUUCCCACAAUGGGGUUCUUGUUGAUGAGUUUCGCUGCUUGGCCCCACACUUUUCGUAGCCUUCACUCUCAAAUUUGCUGAGUCACUCUGUGUGUAUAUAUAUGGAAGAAGUUAUAACCCUUUGCAUUCACAACCAGAGCCUCCAACUUUCGCUUUUACUGUCUUCUGGUUGAUUUUUAUUGGGUUAGAAGUCUGAAAAAGCUAUGGAAAACUUACCGAAGAUCAAUGAAGGAAACCACUCCGAGGAUGAUGAAAACAUCAUAAUAAAUCCCCAUUUUGAUGAUGGCCUGAAUAAUUGGUCUGGAAGAGGCUGCAAGAUUGCCGUACAUGACUCCGUGGGAGAUGGAAAGAUUCUUCCCAAGUCUGGUAAAUUCUUUGCAUCUGCAACAGAACGUACCCAAAGCUGGAACGGGAUUCAGCAGGAGAUCACAGGAAGAGUGCAGCGCAAGCUUGCCUAUGAGGUUACUGCAUUAGUUCGGAUAUUUGGUAACAAUGUCACCACUUCUGAUGUAAGGACUACUUUGUGGGUUCAAGCACCAGAUCUUCGGGAGCAGUAUAUAGGCAUUGCCAAUGUGCAGGCAACAGAUAAAGAUUGGGUCCAAAUGCAGGGAAAGUUCCUUCUAAAUGGUUCUCCAGCAAAAGUAGUGGUUUAUUUAGAAGGUCCCCCUCCAGGCACUGACAUUCUUGUCAAUACUUUGGUUAUAAAACAUGCACCUAAAACACCACCAUCAACACCACCAGAGUGUGAGAUUGCUGCUUUUGGUGUUAACAUAAUUGAAAACAGUAAUCUGGGUGAUGGCACUAAUGGAUGGUUUCCACUUGGGAGUUGUACUCUGAGCGUUGGGAGUGGUUCACCGCGUAUAAUUCCAUCAAUGGCAAGAGACUCUCUUGGGCCUCAUGAAUCCUUGAGCGGGCGCUACCUCCUUGUGACCAAUCGCACACAAACAUGGAUGGGUCCUGCUCAGAUGAUAACUGAGAAAUUGAAACUCUUUCUAACUUAUCAAGUAUCUGCUUGGGUCAGGGUCGGUUCCAGUUCAACCGGGCCUCAGAAUGUUAAUGUUGCGCUUAGCGUUGAUAACCAGUGGGUCAAUGGAGGGCAAGUUGAGAUUGCUGAUGGCAGGUGGCACGAGAUUGGUGGGUCUUUUAGAAUCGAGAAGCAGGCAUCUAAGGUUAUGGUUUAUAUUCAAGGACCUGCUUCUGGUGUUGAUUUAAUGAUUGCUGGACUUCAAAUUUUUGGUGUUGAUAGACAAGCAAGGUUUAAGUAUUUGAGGAGGCAGACAGAAAAGAUCCGUAAGCGUGAUAUUACUCUAAAAUUCUCUGGGCUGGAUUCAAUUGGAAAUCUUGGAACCUUGGUGAGAGUCAGACAAAUACAAAAUGAUUUUCCCAUAGGAACGUGCAUUAACAGAAGCAAUAUUGACAACGAAGAUUUUGUGGACUUCUUUGUGAAACAUUUUAACUGGGCAGUGUUUGGCAAUGAGUUGAAGUGGUACUGGACUGAGCCACAACAAGGGAAGCUGAAUUACAAGGAUGCUGAUGAAAUGCUCGACUUAUGUCAGAAAAACAAGAUAGACACUCGAGGCCAUUGUAUCUUCUGGGAAGUAGACAGCAAUGUUCAGCAAUGGAUCAAAUCACUGAAUAAAACUGAUUUGAUGAAAGCUGUCCAAAAUCGCAUGAAUGAUUUAUUGACUCGCUACAAGGGUAAGUUCAGACACUAUGAUGUGAACAACGAAAUGUUGCACGGUUCGUUCUAUCAGGACAAACUAGGUAAGGAUAUAAGGGCAAACAUGUUCAAGACAGCACACCAAUUAGAUCCAUCUGCUACUCUUUUGAAUGACUAUCAUGUUGAAGAUGGAUGUGACACCAGAUCAUCCCCAGAAAAGUACAUUCAACAUAUUCUUGAUUUGCAGCAGCAGGGUGCCCCAGUUGGGGGAAUAGGAAUUCAAGGUCACAUAGAUAGUCCUGUGGGGCCUAUUGUUUGUUCUGCCCUUGAUAAAUUGGGCACUCUUGGUAUACCAAUCUGGUUUACUGAGCUUGAUGUUUCUUCCAUCAAUGAAUAUGUCAGAGCUGAUGAUCUAGAAGUUAUGCUGCGGGAAGCUAUGGCACACCCUGCCAUAGACGGUGUAAUGCUAUGGGGAUUUUGGGAGUUGUUUAUGAGUCGGGAAAAUUCACACCUGGUGAAUGCAGAAGGAGAACUCAACGAAGCUGGGAAAAGAUUCCUUGCUCUCAAACAAGAGUGGUUGUCUCACAGCCAUGGUUAUGCUGAUGCGCAAGGGGAAUUCAGCUUCAGAGGCUUCAGUGGAACAUACAUCGUCGAAGUUGUCACCUUAGCAAAGAAAGUUUCUAAGACAUUCGUUGUUGACAAGGGUGACUCCUCAACGGUGGUAUCAAUAGAUUUAGAUGAUGAAAACAUCAUAAUAAAUCCCCAUUUUGAUGAUGGCCUGAAUAAUUGGUCUGGAAGAGGCUGCAAGAUUGCCGUACAUGACUCCGUGGGAGAUGGAAAGAUUCUUCCCAAGUCUGGUAAAUUCUUUGCAUCUGCAACAGAACGUACCCAAAGCUGGAACGGGAUUCAGCAGGAGAUCACAGGAAGAGUGCAGCGCAAGCUUGCCUAUGAGGUUACUGCAUUAGUUCGGAUAUUUGGUAACAAUGUCACCACUUCUGAUGUAAGGACUACUUUGUGGGUUCAAGAACAAGAUCUUCGGGAGCAGUAUAUAGGCAUUGCCAAUGUGCAGGCAACAGAUAAAGAUUGGGUCCAAAUGCAGGGAAAAUUCCUCCUAAAUGGUUCUCCAUCAAAAGUAGUAGUUUAUUUAGAAGGUCCCUCUCCAGGAACUGACAUCCUUGUCAAUAAUUUGGUUGUAAAACAUGCAGCUAAAACACCACCAUCAACACCACCAGAUUGUGAGAUUGCUGCUUUUGGUGUUAACAUAAUUGAAAACAGUAAUCUGGAUGAUGGCACUAAUGGAUGGUUUCCACUUGGGAGUUGUACUCUGAGCGUUGGGAGUGGUUCACCGCGUAUAAUUCCAUCAAUGGCAAGAGAAUCUCUUGGGCCUCAUGAAUCUUUGAGCGGGCACUACAUCCAUGUAACCAAUCGCACACAAAUAUGGAUGGGUCCUACUCAGAUCAUCACUGAGAAAUUGAAACUCUUUCUAACUUAUCAAGUAUCUGCUUGGGUGAGGAUCGGUUCUGGAUCAAAUGGGCCUCAGAAUGUUAAUGUUGCGCUUAACGUUGAUAACCAGUGGGUCAAUGUAGGACAAGUUGAGAUUGCUGAUGGCAGGUGGCACGAAAUUGGUGGGUCUUUUAGAAUCGAAAAGCAGGCAUCUAAGGUUAUGGUUUCUAUUCAAGGACCUGCUUCUGGUGUUGAUUUAAUGAUUGCUGGACUUCAAAUUUUUGCUGUUGAUAGACAAGCAAGGUUUAAGUAUUUGAGGAGGCAAACAGAAAAGAUCCGUAAGCGUGAUAUUACUCUAAAAUUCUCUGGGCUGGAUUCAAUUGGAAAUCUUGGAACCUUGGUGAGAGUCAGACAAAUACAAAAUGAUUUUCCCAUAGGAACGUGCAUUAGCAGAAGCAAUAUUGACAAUGAAGAUUUUGUGGACUUCUUUGUGAAACAUUUUAACUGGGCAGUUUUUGGCAAUGAGUUGAAGUGGUUCUGGACUGAGCCACAACAGGGGAAGCUGAAUUACAAGGAUGCUGAUGAAAUGCUUGACUUAUGUCAGAAAAACAAGAUAGACACUCGAGGCCAUUGUAUCUUCUGGGAAGUAGACAGCACUGUUCAGCAAUGGAUCAAAUCACUGAAUAAAACUGAUUUGAUGAAAGCUGUCCAAAAUCGCAUGAAUGACUUAUUGACUCGCUACAACGGUAAGUUCAGACACUAUGAUGUGAACAACGAAAUGUUGCACGGUUCGUUCUAUCAGGACAAACUAGGUAAGGAUAUAAGGGCAAACAUGUUCAAGACAGCACACCAAUUAGAUCCAUCUGCUACUCUUUUUGUGAAUGACUAUCAUGUUGAAGAUGGAUGUGACACCAGAUCAUCCCCAGAAAAGUACAUUCAACAUAUUCUUGAUUUGCAGCAGCAAGGUGCCCCAGUUGGGGGAAUAGGAAUUCAAGGUCACAUAGAUAGUCCUGUGGGGCCUAUUGUUUGUUCUGCCCUUGAUAAAUUGGGCACUCUUGGUAUACCAAUCUGGUUUACUGAGCUUGAUGUGUCUUCCAUCAAUGAAUAUGUCAGAGCUGAUGAUCUAGAAGUUAUGCUGCGGGAAGCUAUGGCACACGCUGCCAUAGACGGUGUAAUGCUAUGGGGAUUUUGGGAGUUGUUUAUGAGCCGGGAAAAUUCACACCUGGUGAGUGCAGAAGGAGAACUCAACGAAGCUGGAAAAAGAUUCCUUACUCUCAAACAAGAGUGGUUGUCUCACAGCCAUGGUUAUGCUGAUGCGCAAGGGGAAUUCAGCUUCAGAGGCUUCAGUGGAACAUACAACGUCGAAGUGGUCACCUUAGCAAAGAAAGUUUCUAAGACAUUCGUUGUUGAUAAGGGUGACUCCUCAAUAGUGGUAUCAAUCGAUUUAUAAGCGUCUUCUUCACCUUCGAAUUUGUAUUCUUGGUUUGUUUUAUCUAGUCUUCUGAUUUUCUAACAUUUUUUUUAACUUUUUGUGCGGUUCGCUGAAUACAACCUUGGUUAUGCAAUGUUAAUGUUAAUGUUUAUGUUUGAUUGUUGCCA